Molecule: messenger RNA, 1419 nt
Organism: Aspergillus luchuensis
Lineage: Eukaryota; Fungi; Ascomycota; Eurotiomycetes; Eurotiales; Aspergillaceae
Exons: 3
Coding region: 1-1419 (472 amino acids)
Source: RefSeq, a predicted model, not a curated record
AUGCGACGCAGGAUCGCAGCGUUCGUUGGACCAUGCUGGUACUUGGCUGUCCUAGGCGAGGCCCACCGGCUCAUUGACUAUAUUCGACAAAGCGACAAGGAUUUGAGUGAAGCGCUUGACCUCGACGAAGACUUGUGGAUAUCGCGGAUUGUUUGCCAAGAUCAUUGGUACCUAUCACAAAUCAGCAAUAUGCCAAUUGAGGCGACUGAAGGAAUGGACGUUUUCCACAUACAGCCACCCCAGACCAUUCACAAGAUCAUCGCUUCAACGGACCAAAUAGGUGUGCGUUGGAUCCAGUUUCUCGACCGUGAAACUACUCCGACACAAGAUCAGUCACCAUGGUACGAGAUAUACGACGUGGAGAAUUUUGAACCAAGGCUGUGGGUUGUCCAUGGACGUGUUAUAAUAAAGAGAAUUGAAAUCGACAAUGACGAAGCAACACGUCUCUUGCCGUCGACGUGGACCUCCCCGAAUACGCCCAUUUUCCACCCAUUACAAAAUAUCUGCUGCCCUUGCCACUUACAGGAGGCUAAAUUUCACCAUAUGAAACUUGGACCCCAAGUAGAAGGCAUUCUUGUCGUCCGCGCAGGCGCCUAUGAUAUAGUCGGGAUCCACAACUUCUCGGGCCGGAACAAAGCGUUCUGGGAGUUUCUCGAACAGGUGCAUGCCCGUAGAAGGCCACGGACGGACCCGUCUUUAUACUGGUUCUAUUUCCCGUUGAAUGACCAAGAGGAUAUCCUAAUGGUUUGGAAUCGGCAGUUGAAACAUCCCGACGGACGAACAAACUUCGAUGGUUUGGUUGUACAAACAUCCUUCGGGAGGGAUAUGACAUUCGGUGCGGUAUAUCCACCCGCCUUUACUAGAAAUAGUAUAUACCGCCCUAUGGUUCGGUACACUGAUGGUCCAGUUUCCGGAAUAAUUCACAAUGGCAUGGAUUUGAGGUUCCGAAGCAUGACGGUGUUCGGGGUUACCUGCCAUAGCCCGCAUGAUGGCGAGACUCGAGCCCGGGUCCCAGUACGUUACGCUAGUGGGCCUCCAGGAGCCCAUCCCGGCGAGGACCUCGUACCAUGGUAUAUGACCAAGGCCACAUUAAGGGGCGUGACUAGGGUACAAGUGUGCAGGGACCGGACGCAGUCGCAUCAUCCUUGUCUGGGUAUCUUGAUGUUCUAUGCCGAUGGUCACAUCGAGUCCAAUGGACAAAUUCGCUGGGAUUAUGGACUGGACGAAGAGAUAUGCAGUCCUUUCGUAGUCGCCUCAGGGACAGUUAAUGAAAAGGACACUAUCAAGGACAUCCGAAAUGCAGAGGACCCAGUAGUGGCCACUGUGCAUCGAGGUGAAUGGAAACCUCUGCCUAGUCAAGGGAUACUCACAUGGUGGUUUAGCGAGUUGGGCGACAGACUUGCCUUUUACUAUGAGUAG